Messenger RNA from Medioppia subpectinata, 2205 nucleotides. The record is from the annotation of a GenBank genome assembly. NCBI's taxonomy places the organism in Eukaryota, Metazoa, Arthropoda, Arachnida, Sarcoptiformes, Oppiidae.
AUGUACGAGUAUAAUAUAAUGGAAACACUGCACGAGUUUGAGUGCAAUUUCAACACAACCGGAUCGCACAAAUGGUUUGUCCAUAACUGGCACAUCUCGGUCUACCUGUCCAUCGCAUACGUGUGUCUUAUAUAUGGCCUCAAACUCUGGAUGCGAAACAAAAACGCGUUUAAAUUAAACGUCUAUCUGUUUGUAUGGAAUACCGAAUUAGCCGUAUUCUCAACAAUCGGUACUUUCAAACUUUUAGACGAAAUGUUAUACCGAUUGGUAAACCAUGGUUUUGAUUAUAGUAUAUGCAGUCAUAUCCCAUAUCACACCCAAGGAUCGGGGUUUUGGUUAUUUGUGUUCAUAUUCUCAAAGAGUUUUGAAUUAUUCGACACUAUAUUUAUGGUAUUGCGGAAAAAGCCCGUAAUGUUACUGCACUGGUACCAUCACGUGACCGUGCUCAUAUUUUGCUGGUGGUCGUACUCUCUCAUUGCCAGCACAGGCAUGUGGUUUGCGUUUGUCAACUAUACAGUACACUCGUUUAUGUACACCUAUUACGCCCUCCAGUCGGUGGGCGUGAGAGUGCCCUCCGCUCUCCCCAAAGCCAUAACAAUCGGCCAAAUAUUGCAAAUGUUUUUCGGUUUAUUCAUUACUUUAAUGUCAUUUGUAUUGAAAUUUUAUGGCAACGGCUGUGGCGUUAGCUUUGAACACAUCGGCGUUUCCAUCGCUCUCUACGGCUCGUAUUUCUAUCUGUUUUAUAAGUAUAAUAAAAAAUGUUUCAGACAUAUUUUAUUAAACAAAAUGGACCGACUAUACCGUUAUGAGACAAAUUUCAAUCCAUACGUAUGGCACCAAUGGAUGGUUAAUCACUGGCACAUCUCUGUCUACCUGUCCAUCGCAUACUUGUGUCUCAUAUAUACCCUAAAACUUUUGAUGCAAAACAAAAAUGCCCUCAAAUUAAACGGCUAUCUGUUUGCGUGGAACAUAUUAUUAACCAUAUUCUCAAUCAUUGGAAGUUUUAGUAUAUGCAACCAAGACUAUCACACACCGACUAUUGGUUUGUGGGGUUUCCUAUUUAUAAUGUCAAAAAGUGUGGAACUGUUGGACACCCUAUUUCUGGUGCUGAAAAAACGGCCGGUCAUAUUGUUGCACUGGUACCAUCACGUGACCGUGCUCAUAUUUUGCUGGUGGUCGUACUCGCUGAAUGCCAGUACAGCCCGAUGGUUUGCGUUUGUCAACUAUACCGUACACUCAUUUAUGUACGGCUAUUACGCCCUGCAGUCGGUGCAGGUGAAGGUGCCCUCAGCCCUCACCAAAAUCAUAACAAUCGGCCAAAUAUUUCAAAUGUUUUUUGGUUUAUUUAUUACUCUAAUGUCGUUUUGGUUGAAAUUUUAUGGCAACGGCUGUGGCGUUAGUUUUAAACACAUCGCAGUUUCCAUCGCUCUUUACGGCUCGUAUUUUUAUCUGUUUUAUCGGUUUUUCAGCGAUAGAUAUCUCAAACAGAAUAUGGAUGUAAUCAACGAUUUAGAAAUCAAUUUCAACGAAACCGAAUGGAUUGCAUGGUUUGUCCAAAACUGGCACAUCUCUGUCUACGUGUCCAUCGCAUACGUGUGUCUUAUAUAUAGUCUAAAACUUUGGAUGAAAAAUAAAAAUGGCUUUAAUUUAAAUGGAUAUUUAUUUGUAUGGAAUACCUUAUUAGCCGUAUUCUCAACAAUAGGGACUAUCAGAUGUGGUGAAGAGAUUUAUUAUCGGUUAGUAAACUACGGCUUUGGGUAUAGUAUUUGCCACAAAGAUCUUCACACCCUCCGAGCGGGUCUGUGGGGACUACUGUUCACACUAUCAAAAAGUAUUGAACUGUUGGACACUGUGUUUCUUGUGCUAAGAAAAAAGCCCGUGAUGUUUUUGCACUGGUACCAUCACGUGACCGUGCUCAUGUUCGCCUGGUGGACGUAUUCUUUCAUGGGCAGUACAGGCCGAUGGUUUGCGUUUGUGAAUUAUACGGUCCACUCGUUUAUGUACUCGUAUUACGCGCUGCAAGCGGUGCGGGUGAGAGUGCCCUCCGUUUUGGCCAAAUCCAUAACAAUCGUUCAAAUAUUGCAAAUGUUUUUCGGUUUAUUCAUUACUUUAAUGUCAUUUGUAUUGAAAUUUUAUGGCAACGGCUGUGGCGUUAGCUUUGAACACAUCGGCGUUUCACUAGCCAUAUACGGCUCGUGUAAUUAA